Molecule: messenger RNA, 4458 nt
Organism: Diorhabda sublineata
Lineage: Eukaryota; Metazoa; Arthropoda; Insecta; Coleoptera; Chrysomelidae
Product: facilitated trehalose transporter Tret1-like
Exons: 3
Coding region: 490-1920 (476 amino acids)
Biological process (GO): transmembrane transport
Cellular component (GO): membrane
Molecular function (GO): transmembrane transporter activity
Source: RefSeq, a predicted model, not a curated record
AAUUUCGAAAAGUUUAUUAAACGUGUUUAGAAAAAAAAAAGAAUUGGUUGAGAACGCAAUAAAAAUUUGACAUAACGAAACAUUAAGUAUAUCAAAUAAAUGUUUGCAAAUUAAGCUUAGGGAGACAACUACUUAAAGAUAAGAAUGAGUAGGAGUAAAAAACUAAUUAUUAAGUAAUUUACAUUUUUAUAGUUCUAAUGAGUAUUAACAUUAGGAUGUUGAGAGUGGGGUUGAUAUGAAUUUUAAUUUUCAUUUGAAAUUCAUGUCGGUUACAAAGUAAAGUUUACGGAUACAAUAGAUUAUUGAAUAUUAAUAUUUAUAAUUAUCAGAUUGAACCAACUGGUUCGCCGAUCACCUACUUAAUAAAAAAGUUAUUGAUCGAAAUUGUUUUAUCUGUGAAUCUACCAUUAUUUUAAGACGAUUUAUUUGAUUUUUGUUGUGAAAAAUGGAUAGUUGAAUAUCGUUAAUUGGUCACAUUUAAGUAUAAAAAUGGAAAAAAAUUCGAUAAACAUUUCAAAACAAACUGAAAAGAAGCACACUGAACAUAGUUGCGAAGAAGGAUGUGUUUGGCCGCAAAUUUUAGCUAUUCUAGUGGGUUCGUUACCAAGUAUGAUGGAUGGAGUUUUGUUCGUUUGGACAUCACCCUUCAUAGUGAAAUUAGUCGAAGAUAAAGUGAAUUAUGACAUUACCGAAAAUGAAGCUUCAAAAUUAACUACGAUCCAACCGGCAGUUAUGGUUGUUUCCUGUCUAUUUUUAUUCAACAUAUCAGAUAAAUUGGGAAGAAAGAAAACUUUACUGUUGAUGAGCAUACCUCAAAUAAUAAGUUUACUGCUCGCUGCUUUCGCUAAAAACAUUUACGUAUUUUAUGUUUCUAGAGGUUUUGCCGGCAUCGCAAGUUCUCUUAUGUGGUGUUCGCUGCCUAUGUACAUAGGAGAAGUUGCUUCUCCGAAAGUUAGAGGCGUAUGGGGAACCACUCUAACUUCUUCAGUAUUCGUAGGGCAAUUUUUCGUGAAUGUAAUCGGUAGUUAUUUCGAUGCUGCCACAACAUCUUAUAUUUUCCUCCCAGUACCAAUUUUAUUUUUUAUAUUCUUCACGUUUAUGCCGGAAUCACCGUAUUUUCAUUUGAUGAAACAAAACGAAGAAGCCGCUAGAAGAUCGUUGAUGUUUUUAACGAGAAAAAAGAAUGUAGAUGAUGAUCUGAUUAAAUUGAAAAACGAUGUGAAUCGUCAAAUGUCUGAAUCGGGUAACUGGAAAGAUUUGAUUAAUAUACGAAGUAAUAGAAAAGCUGUUUUGAUUGCAUUCUUUUUAAGAUUCUCUCAACAGUUUUGCGGAACUUCAGUUUUGUCCCAAUACACGCAAUUUAUACUUGAAAAAGCGGGAGGUAAAUUAAAUCCGCAAGUUUCCUCUAUACUCUACAGCGGGUCCGGUCUUAUUUUUAAUUUUUUCGCAGUAGCUUUCAUAGUAGAUCGAUUCAAACGUAAAAUUCUUUACGCUUCAUCUUUAUGUUGUUGUAGUUUGAUAUUAUUCGUCUUCGGAACAUAUUUUUAUGUAGAUAAAUACUUACCUGAGCUUGAUUUAAAUUCGAUUAGUUGGUUACCGCUUACCGCUGUUGUUUCUUUCCGAUUUACUUUUUCAUAUGGCGGUGCAGUCAUACCGACCUUGAUGCUUGGCGAAUUAUUUUCUACUAGUAUUAAAGCUAAAGCCAUGAUGGUGUCAUUAUUUGUUUUUGGUAUCAAUUUAUUCGCAGUUAAUAUGAUAUUUCAUUUAUUGACUUCUAGUGUUGGAACGUACGCUCCGUUUUUCUUUUUCGCUUCAAUUACAUUCGUUAUGUCUAUAUUCGCACUUUAUUUAGUACCGGAAACUAAAGGUAAAACUUUGGAAGAAAUUCAAAAGUCAUUUAAGCAAAAAACUGAAGGAUGAUUAAGCACAAUGAAGUUGAUUGUAUCAAUAAAUGAACGAAAACAAAAAUUCAUUGGAAUUUUGAGAUAUUUGAUCAUCUUGGUUUCUUGAAUACAUAUUUCACAUAAUUAUUAAAGUUUUUAGUUUUACAAAACAACACAUUCCAUACUCUACAUCAUUCGACGUUUUUUUUUUGUUAAAAAUAGUCUUCGAGGUCCUUAUUGUCGCUUUAACUUCUUCCAUAUUUAAAAAUCUUUUCGUUUCCGUAUAAAAAUGAGAAUAAUCACAAGGAGCAAGGUCGGAAGAGUUUAUUACUUUUAUUUUUGUUUUAGAUGUAACGUAUGUCAAGAUAGUUUUGGCACAAAAUAUCAAUAAAUCAAUUAAUCUUUUCUUAUUUGCCAUUUAACGACUUAUUUGUGUCUUUAUUUAGAUAAUUGUACGUUUGUUUCUUAGUUUUUUACAAGCUUUUGUCUACAAAUUUGAACAAUCUUUUAUCAAUAAACCAUUUAUCUAUAUUUCUCUCUCUAAAAAAGUUAAUAACUUGAGCUAAAUGGAAGGGGCUGUGUUCCUCAACAUCAUUUUCUACGAACUUCUAUUUCACGAUUUUUUCUAAAAACUCUACUACCUCAUUCAUACAUUUUGCCUGAUGAAAGUGCCCAAAAAUCGUUAAUUUGACGAGCCCUGGGUAAAUUGGGAAGGCUCAGGAUCGUUUAAUUUAGUGAGACAAUUGUAAAUCUGUCUGUCUGGAGAUCCCUCUUGACAAAAUCGCGCACCAGAUCAGAGCUUUGUCAUCGAAUUUUGCUUUUUCUUUAUGUUUUUCAUUAUCUUCUAUAUUGUUAGUUUGAAAACCAUCGCUUCCUUUCAUCUCCGAAUUGGUAAUUGUGAAGUAUUUUUUAUCGUUCAUAACAAUAAUCUUUCCAUUCGUAAAAUGUAUCCGCCUUAGUUGAAAACUGUAUUCGUGCUAAUUGAUUUAACCUCGACCUCCUUGAAUUUAUAUUUACGCGGUAAUUUCCUUAGGGAAUCCCAGACUCUGUCUUUUGAUCUUCUCAUCAGACUUUCUUGGUUAAAAAUUCUUGUUUUUUCAUUUUUUAUGGGAUUUAGACAUGGUAUUCCUUCUUCACAUUCAGUUAUAGCACGGUAAAUGUUGUAUGUAUAUACAGAUUUGGGGUCUUGUAUACACUGAGAUCCAAAGGAUCUAUUGCGUCCCCCUUUCUUGCUGCGAUACUGAAGAAUCCAGUGUUUACAGCUGAUCUGUUAAUCCCACACCUUUUACAAUGUCUAGAAUGUGGGAUGACUUUAAUUGCUAGAGAUCUUCAUCUUCUAUGUCGAGCGCUCCCAGGUGGAGAGCCCUGGAGCUCCUCAGUGUUUAACACUUCGAAAGAAUGUGGAAAGAGGUUUCGUCCUCUGUGCAACAAAAUCUACAGGGGUAUGUUAAGGCGAACUCCUAGUAUUCGUAGAUUGUUCUUAUUUAGAUUGACAAAUUUAUCUGGAUAUAUUUUCCUAGAACAGUCUUUGUCCAUUUCAUCCGCUGUAGGUUGUCCCAAUAAUUGGUUUUGCUCCUUUCUACCUUCUUUGUCUAUUUCAUCCGCUGUAGGUUGUCCCAAUAAUUGGUUUUGCUCCUUUCUACCUUCUUUGUCUAUCUCAUCCGCUGUAGGUUGUCCCAAUAAUUGGUUUUGCUCUUAACUACCGUCUUUGUCCAUUUCAUCCGCUGUAGGUUGUCCCAAUAAUUGGUUUUGCUCCUAUCUACCUUCUUUGUCUAUUUCAUCCGCUGUAGGUUGUCCCAAUAAUUGGUUUUGCUCCUUUCUACCUUCUUUGUCUAUUUCAUCCGCUGUAGGUUGUCCCAAUAAUUGGUUUUGCUCCUUUCUACCUUCUUUGUCUAUUUCAUCCGCUGUAGGUUGUCCCAAUAAUUGGUUUUGCUCUUAACUACCGUCUUUGUCCAUUUCAUCAGUUGUAGGUUGUCCCAAUGAUUGGUUUUGCUCCUAUUUACCUUUUUUUCUAGUGCUUUUUCCAUUGUUCUGCAGCUUAUAGCAUAGAAGGGUUCGGGUCCCAUGAAGAUCUUGUCUGCACCAGCUUUUAACGAACUUUAUUUUUCUUGCCUAGCUCCUAUAAUUUUUCUAGGCAAUCCCAAACGAGUUUGGACGGUAAAUGUUGUUGCGUGGGAUAUUUUGGUUUUGAAAAAUGCGAACCACGUCAGGCUUAAGGAUCUGUCCAACCAAAUUAUAAAUCCUUUUUAUAUUUCCAACUGAUAUAAAAAAGGAGUUGUAUUACUGAUAUCAAGAAAAUCAAUAAUUUUUUGUUUACGAAGCCAUUUUACAACUUAUUUUUAAACUAUUCCAAAUUUUCUAAAUUUCCAAAACUAUUGCAACAUACGUUAUAUCUGAUAAUAUGUUUCUUAUUUUUAUUAAAUUAUUUAUUUAUUUAUUUAUUAUAUAGUACAGUAGAUGCUAUAAUAUCAUCGUAUGUACACUUCGAGAGAUGAUUCCAAUAUUUUAAAUACAAAAUCUUUAGAACAAAGUAGAUAGUAGAUUAUAUAUAUUUAAAUAAAUUCAAUUACCAAAA